AUGAAGUACGUUCUAGUUUCUGGAGGUGUCAUCUCCGGCAUUGGCAAGGGCAUCAUUGCCUCUUCGUCGGGCCUUCUUCUCAAGACCCUGGGCCUCAAGGUCACGGCCGUGAAGAUAGAUCCUUAUUUGAAUAUUGAUGCCGGCGAUCAAGGCACCAUGAGUCCCAAGGAGCACGGUGAAUGCUUCGUCCUCAACGACGGUGGUGAGAGUGAUCUUGACCUGGGCAACUAUGAAAGAUACCUGGGCCUUAAUCUCACAAAGGAGAGCAACAUUACCACUGGAAAGAUUUACAACCAUCGCGAAGCUGACAAGUUUUGUAAAGGCACCUAUCUCGGAAAGACUGUCCAAGUCGUGCCCCAUGUCGUAAACGCUAUCCAAGACUCGAUUGAGCGUGUUGCCAGAAUUCCCGUUGACGACUCGGGAGAUGAGCCUGAUGUGUGUAUCGUGCCUUUGCUGACCAUGUCCAAGUUGAGCUGGUAUGGAGGAACCGUCGGUGAUAUCGAGAGCAUGCCCUUCGUUGAGGCGUUGACCCAGUUCCGUCAACGAGCUGGCAAGGGCAACUUUGUCAACAUUCACGUUUCCUACGUUCCCGUCAUUCACGGAGAGGAGAAGACCAAGCCUACGCAGCACUCUAUUCGUGGAGCCCGUCAAGCGGGUCUUUUGCCAGACUUGAUCGCGUGCCGAUGUGAACGACCUCCCCAUGAGGCCACAGUUGCCAAGAUUGCCAGCAGCUGCCACGUCGAUAUGGAGCAAGUUAUUGCCGUGCGAGAUAUGGAGACCGUCUACCAAGUUCCCCAUCUGCUCAUGACUGAGGGCCUGCUCCAGCAGCUCAAGACGGGUCUGCAGCUGGACAAGCUGACCAUUCCCCCUGCCCUCGUCGAGAAGGGUGCUCAGCUUUGGGAGGUGUGGCAGAAGACUGUCAACCCCCGACAGCACGUCGACCGGGUUGAGAUUGCUCUGGUUGGCAAGUACGUCGAGACGCACGACACUUACCUCUCGGUCACCAAGGCUCUCGAGCACUCUGCCAUGCGAUGCCAGAAGGCUCUUCACAUCAAGUGGGUGGACUCUGAGCACCUGGAGGAGUCGACGCAGGACGCCGACCCCACAAAGUACCACAAGGCCUGGCAUGAGGUCUGCACCGCCGACGGCAUCCUGAUCCCCGGAGGUUUCGGUUCCCGUGCCACCGAGGGCAUGGUCAAGGCGGCGAGCUGGGCUCGCACGAGAAAGAUUCCCAUGCUGGGUAUCUGCCUGGGCAUGCAGGUGGCUGUCAUUGAGGCGGCGCGCAAGCUCUGCAACCUCAAGGAUGCUGCUUCGGAGGAGUUUACCGCCAACGCUGAGCACCCCGUCAUCAUCUUCAUGCCUGAGGGUAGCAAGACCGAGAAGGGUGGCACCAUGAGACUUGGAUCUCGAGCCACUCACUUCCAGCCCGGCAGCGAAUGGAGCAAGCUCCGAGCUCUGUACGGCAACGCAGACGUCGUCCACGAGCGCCACCGACACCGCUACGAAGUCAACCCCGACUACGUCGAGCAGCUUGAGGGCGCAGGCCUCCACUUCAUCGGCAAGGACGACACGGGCAACCGCAUGGAAGUCGUCGAACUCAAGGACCACCCCUGGUUCGUGGGCGUCCAGUACCACCCCGAGUACCAGAGCAAGGUCCUCAAGGCAUCUCCCCCCGUCCUCGGUUUCGUCGCCGCCAGCUCCGGAUGCCUCGAGCAGAUCACCAAGGAGAUUCUCCUGGAGUACCAGAACGGCGUCGGUGAGGGAGUGCAGUUUUAA
This is a messenger RNA of Fusarium vanettenii 77-13-4, 1776 nucleotides long. RefSeq lists its product as uncharacterized. The record is from RefSeq and is a predicted model, not a curated record. The transcript has 13 exons. NCBI's taxonomy places the organism in Eukaryota, Fungi, Ascomycota, Sordariomycetes, Hypocreales, Nectriaceae. The coding region runs from base 1 to 1776 and encodes 591 amino acids. Gene Ontology annotation, molecular function: identical protein binding; CTP synthase activity. Gene Ontology annotation, cellular component: cytoplasm; cytoophidium. Gene Ontology annotation, biological process: CTP biosynthetic process; pyrimidine nucleobase biosynthetic process.